Molecule: messenger RNA, 1377 nt
Organism: Macroventuria anomochaeta
Lineage: Eukaryota; Fungi; Ascomycota; Dothideomycetes; Pleosporales; Didymellaceae
Exons: 1
Coding region: 224-1063 (279 amino acids)
Source: RefSeq, a predicted model, not a curated record
AACGCGCCUGUCCCACCACGAUUCAAGUUUUGCCCGCGUAGUAGUUACCAUCACGCGAACGGGUGACGUCAGCGUGCUCCAUCUCAAUGCUCCGCAUCAAAACUGCUGCACCUCAAACCACCAACAUGGCAUAAACCCACAUUGGCCCUGGCUUGUCUCUAGACACCAGUGAUUACACCAAGCCAUUCACACGUAAUCCAUCAAUCGCUACAAACCACCCACAAUGGCCGACGACGAAAAGAAAGAGCCCUCGGUCAGCGAACUGAAGGAGAUAGCCUCCAACGCCGACGCGCCCGAAGACAAACUCCAAGCAGCCGCCGCCCAAGCUGAAGCCGCCUUGUCUUCCUACAAAACCGCCUCGUCUCUGCGCGAAGCCGCAAACGCCAUCCGCAACCCGGCCAAGCGCGAGAAAUACCUGCGCGAUGCGUACAACAAGGAGGUCGAGGCCCACGGCAACAGCAAGAAGGCGCGCAUGCUGCAGUCGGGCGCGUUUCAGGGGACUGUUGGCGGUGCGGGGAUCGGUGCUGUUGUUGCGGGGGGCUUGGGGACGGUGGUUGGCACGGUAGUGGGGACUGUGACGGCGGUGCCGGCUACGGCUGUCGGGGGUUUGGUUGGGGCGGGCGUGGGGUUGGGACAUGGGAGUUGGAUUAAGUUGGGGAAGGUGGGGGAGGGGAAGGAUAAGGACGGGAAAAAUAAGAAGGGAAAGGGUGAAGGAAAGGAAGCAGAGAGUAGCAAUGAGAACAAGGAGAAUGAACGUGGUGAGGAGGAUCAAGAGGGACAACAGGGAGAAGAGGUGGAUGUUGAGGAUGCGGUGCCGAAUCCUGAGCUGUUGAGGCAGGCUGCUGCGGAUAUCAAGAGGGAGAGGGAGAGAGGAAGCCUGGAAUCAGAGGAAGGUGCGGAGGAGAAGAAAGAGCGGAGGAAGCCGAGGAAGCUGAACAGGCAGGAGAGCGGGCAGGAGAGCGGGCAAGAGCAGGGGCAUCUGGAAGAACAAAAGACAGAGAAGAAGAAGCCCAGAAAGAUUGAAGUACGAAGCAAGCAGGAGGCAGCAGCAGCAGCAGCAUAAUAGCGCCUCGAAGAUCAUUUUGUCUAAGCGAUUACGUCUAUCAAAUUCCUGCAUAUAGCGAUGCAUUCUAUCACGAAUCUUUUCUACGCCCAAUCUAUUCCAGCCCUGUAUAUCUCUAGCGUCGAGACACCACACGAUACUAUAAAUAUUGUGAACCUCUUACGCCUCAUCAUCGCCAUUCAAGGGAAACAUCGCAAAAUCAUCCAUCCAAAUUUGCACAGCUGCCUCCGCAUGCUGCUUCUCGACCUCUCCUAACAGUCCGUCUGGCGGCAUCUCAGGAUCCAACCCCUUCCAGAGCUCAGUCUUCAGCACCU